Messenger RNA from Corapipo altera (White-ruffed manakin), 965 nucleotides. RefSeq names its product zinc finger protein 879-like. The record is from RefSeq and is a predicted model, not a curated record. Lineage: Eukaryota; Metazoa; Chordata; Aves; Passeriformes; Pipridae. Gene Ontology annotation, molecular function: DNA-binding transcription factor activity, RNA polymerase II-specific; RNA polymerase II cis-regulatory region sequence-specific DNA binding. The transcript has a single exon. Gene Ontology annotation, biological process: regulation of transcription by RNA polymerase II.
GAAACCCUUCCAGUGUCUGGAAUGUGGGAAGAGCUUCAGGAAACGCUCCAACCUCAUCCGACACCAGCUUAUCCACACUGGGGCACGGCCCUACACGUGUCAGGAAUGUGGGAAGAGCUUCAGGAACAGCUCUGACAUGAUCCGACACCAGCACAUCCACACUGGGGCACGACCCUACACGUGUGGGGAAUGUGGAAAGAGCUUCGGUGACAACUCCAACCUCCGCACUCACCAGCGCAUCCACACUGGGGAACGGCCCUACACAUGUGGGGAGUGUGGGAAGAGCUUCAGUGACAGCUCCUACCUGAACCAACACCAGCGCAUCCACACUGGGGAACGGCCCUACAAAUGUAGGGAAUGUGGGAAGAGAUUCAGGGGCAGCUCCCACCUGAUCUGACACCAGCACAUCCACACCGGGGAAUGGCCCUACAAGUGUAGGGAAUGUGGGAAGAGCUUCGGGUACAGCUCGCACCUGAUUCGCCACCAGCGCAUCCACACUGGAGAACGGCCUUAUGUAUGUGAGGAAUGUGGGAAGAGCUUCAGGAGCAGCUCUAACCUGAUCCAACACCAGCGCGUCCACACUGGAGAAGGGCCCUUCACGUGUGGGGAAUGUGGGAGCAGCUUCAACCAGAGGCUCCAGCUCGUCACCCACCAGCGCAUCCGCACUGGAGAACGGCCCUACAAGUGCUUGGAAUGUGGGAAGAGGUUUCAGCGCAGCUCACAUGUCCUCCAGCACCAGCGGACACACACAGGGGAGAGGCCCUUCCACUGCACCGACUGUGGGAAGAGCUUCAACCAGAACUCCCACCUUGUCACCCACUGGCGCAUCCACACAGGGGAGAAGCCUUACAAGUGUGGGGAGUGUGGGAAGAGCUUCAGCCAGAGCUCUACCUUGACCCAACACCAACGGACCCACCAGUAAGGGAAGAAGCUCUGUGAGUGCCCCGACUGCAGGAAGAGCUUUG